UCCUCUCGUGCCUCCCAGAAGCUUCCAGGUCCCUGCAGUCCGGCACGCGCUGUGAAAAUGUUCGGCCAGCAGGUUUUAGUGCUCAACCAGAACAUGAAGAGAGAGUCAGGACGUAAAGUCCAGACUGGAAACAUCAAUGCUGCCAAGACCAUCGCAGAUGUGAUCAGGACCUGUCUCGGCCCGCGGGCCAUGAUGAAGAUGUUGCUCGACCCCAUGGGGGGAAUCGUGAUGACCAACGAUGGAAACGCCAUCCUCAGAGAGAUCCAGGUCCAGCAUCCUGCAGCCAAGUCGAUGAUCGAGAUCAGCCGCACACAGGAUGAAGAGGUGGGAGACGGGACCACAUCAGUCAUCAUACUGGCUGGAGAGAUGCUGUCUGUAGCGGAGCAGUUUCUGGAGCAGCAGAUGCAUCCAACCGUCAUUAUCGGCGCCUACAGGCAGGCUCUGGAGGACAUGCUGGAGACUCUGAAGGAGAUCAGCACCCCUGUGGACACGUCAGACCGCUCCAUGAUGCUGAAGAUCGUUCACUCUGCCAUCAACACCAAAGCUCUGAGCCGCUGGUCUGAACUGGCCUGCAGCAUCGCUCUGGAUGCCGUUCACAUCGUGGAGCUGGAGGACAACGGACGCAAAGAGAUCGACAUCAAGAAGUACGCCAAAGUGGAGAAGGUUCCAGGUGGGAUCAUCGAGGACUCGUGCGUGCUGAGAGGCGUGAUGGUGAACAAAGACGUGACUCACCCGAGGAUGAGACGCAUGAUCAAAGAGCCCCGAAUCGUCCUGCUGGACUGUUCUCUGGAGUACAAGAAGGGAGAGAGCCAGGCGGACAUAGAGAUGAGUAAGGAGGAAGACUUUGCCAGGAUCCUGCAGAUGGAGGAAGAAUACAUCCAACAGAUCUGUGAGGACAUCAUCCGCCUCAAACCAGACCUGAUCUUCACGGAAAAGGGCAUCUCAGAUCUGGCUCAGCACUACCUGAUGAAGGCAAACAUCACCGCCAUCCGCCGGGUGAGGAAGACUGACAACAACCGCAUCGCCAGGGCGUGCGGGGCUCGGAUCGUCAGCCGGACUGAUGAGCUGCGUGAGGAAGACGUUGGUACGGGGGCGGGGCUGUUUGAGGUGAAGAAGAUCGGUGAUGAGUAUUUCGCCUUCGUCACGGAGUGUAAAGACCCCAAAGCCUGCACCAUCCUGCUGAGAGGAGCCAGCAAAGAGAUCCUUGCGGAGGUGGAGAGGAACCUGCAGGACGCCAUGCAGGUGUGUCGUAACGUGCUGCUGGACCCGCUGCUGUUGCUGGGCGGCGGCGCUGUGGAGAUGGCCGUAUCGAAGCGACUGAUGGAGCGUUCCCGCGCUCUGACCGGCAUCGAACAGUGGCCGUACCGCGCCGUGGCCCAGGCCCUGGAGGUCAUCCCCCGGACCCUGAUCCAGAACUGUGGAGCCUCCACCAUCAGACUGCUCACAUCACUGAGGGCCAAACACACUCAGGACAACAGUGUGUGUUGGGGUGUAGAUGGAGAGACCGGCUGUCUGGCUGACAUGUCGGUUCUGGGGAUCUGGGAGCCACUGGCCGUUAAAGCUCAGACCUACAAGACCGCCGUCGAGACGGCCAUCUUGCUGUUGCGUAUUGAUGACAUCGUCUCCGGUCACAAGAAGAAAGACAAAGACGGACAGAUGGGGGGACAAGGAGCUGAGUAGAUCCAGAUCAACAUCAGAGUCGCUGUGUGUCUGUCUGUCUGUCUGUCUGUCUCUCUGUCUGUCUGUCAGACACAUCAGACGACUCACUGAAACUUUAAGUCAAUAAAGUUGGAAACAUGUUUCUGGUCUGUUAGUUUCUAUUCUGUUCGUGUUUCAAAGAUCAAUAAAGUUUGUCAGGUCUUUCA
Molecule: messenger RNA, 1865 nt
Organism: Chelmon rostratus (copperband butterflyfish)
Lineage: Eukaryota; Metazoa; Chordata; Actinopteri; Chaetodontiformes; Chaetodontidae
Gene: cct3
Product: chaperonin containing TCP1, subunit 3 (gamma)
Exons: 14
Coding region: 58-1680 (540 amino acids)
Biological process (GO): protein folding
Cellular component (GO): chaperonin-containing T-complex
Molecular function (GO): ATP binding; ATP-dependent protein folding chaperone; ATP hydrolysis activity
Source: RefSeq, a predicted model, not a curated record